AUGAGUAUAUUGUCUUGGAAUUGCCAUGGGCUUGGGAACCCAUGGGCUAUUCAAUUCUUGAAGGAUUUAGUUAUCCAAAAGCAGCCCAAAGUUGUCUUCCUUUGUGAGACUUUGUCAAGAACUAAGGUGUUGGAAAGAUUGCGUGUGUCGCUGGGUUUUGGGGGGUUUUUUUCAGUUGAUGUUAGAGGGAAAAGUGGUGGUGUAGCUUUGUUGUGGCGUGAUAGUGAUGAUAUUAAAGUACUUGGUUAUGGGGUGAACUAUAUUGAUGUUGAAGUUAGUGAGAAUGAUGGGAAUCGUUGGCGUCUUACUGGGCUCUUUGGUGAGCCAAACCGAAGUCUUCGAAGGAACACCUGGGAUCAAAUUCAAACUCUUAAGGAUAUGUAUGCAUUGCCAUGGUGCAUUAUUGGUGAUCUCAAUAAUGUAACCUCUGAAUCGGCCAAGAGGGGUGGUAAUCCAUACCCUAAUUGUCUUGUUGAUGGCUUUGGUAAUAUGUUGGAAGAGUGUAAUUCGGUUGAUAUGGACUUGUGUGGAUAUCCUUAUACUUGGGAGAAGGGUCGGGGGGAGCCUGCUUGUUUGCAAAUAGUGAAAGACACCUGGGAGCUUCUUUCGGGUUGCUCUAUUAUGGAGAAGAUUAGCUAUUGUGGUGAUAAGUUGCUGGUGUGGGGAAAGGACUAUGUAGGGAAUUUUAAAGACCGAAUACAAGCUUGCAAAACUAAAAUUCGAAAAUGGAAGAAAGGCAGAGAUGAGGCUUCUGUUCUAAACUACAAAAAUGCUGAGGCACGGUUCCAAGAGGUGCUGAUUAAAAAAGAAAUUUUUUGGCGUCAGCGAUCGAAACAAUUGUGGUUAAAGGAGGGAGAUCAGAACUCUAAGUACUUUCAUGCUAUGGCCACUUCAAGAAGAAGAAACAAUUCAAUUCAGCGGCUGAAAAACGAUCAGGGGAUGUGGAUCGAUUGGGAUAACAAUUUGUCAGGCCUCAUGGUUGAUUAUUUCAGCAAGCUUUUUUCAUCUUCUCCAUUGGAGAUUCGGGAGGUAACUGAUGCUAUUCCUAAUGUUGUUUCCGAUAUGCAAAAUGCUUUACUACUGGAACCAAUUACUUAUGAUGAAGUUCGAAGAGCCCUUUUCCAAAUGCAUCCAGACAAAUCGCCUGGUCCGGAUGGCAUGACUCCGGGUUUCUUUCAGAAAUACUGGAGUGUGGUGGGUGGUGAUGUUGUUUCUCAAGUCAGGAUGUUCUUUGAUACAGGUUAUUUUUCUCCUUUGCUUAAUGAAACUUGUAUUGUGCUUAUUCUUAAGAAGAAACAACCAGAGUCCAUGAUGGACCUUCGUCCAAUAUCGUUGUGUAAUGUUGUCUAUAAAGUCAUCUCAAAAGUGCUUGCCAAUAGAAUGAAGAGUGUCUUGCCUUGUGUUAUCUCUGAAACCCAGAGUGCUUUUAUACAAGGUAGAUUCAUUUCCGAUAAUAUUAUGAUUUCUUUUGAGAUAAUGCAUUACCUGAAGUGA
Cannabis sativa is the source of this 1494-nucleotide messenger RNA. RefSeq lists its product as uncharacterized. The transcript has 2 exons. NCBI's taxonomy places the organism in Eukaryota, Viridiplantae, Streptophyta, Magnoliopsida, Rosales, Cannabaceae. The record is from RefSeq and is a predicted model, not a curated record. Gene Ontology annotation, molecular function: catalytic activity. Bases 1 to 1494 code for a protein of 497 amino acids.